Molecule: messenger RNA, 845 nt
Organism: Drosophila grimshawi
Lineage: Eukaryota; Metazoa; Arthropoda; Insecta; Diptera; Drosophilidae
Exons: 2
Coding region: 120-791 (223 amino acids)
Biological process (GO): mitochondrial respiratory chain complex I assembly
Cellular component (GO): mitochondrion
Source: RefSeq, a predicted model, not a curated record
AAAUGUGAAAUUAUCGAUGUUCAGCACUCUUUACAGCACUGUGUCGGCAUUUGUUAACAGCUGAUUUGUGAUUCUUGCAGUUGCUGAGGAUUUCUAAUUUAUUUAUUAUUAAUGAAAAUAUGGCAUUAUCGCGCGCCAAGCCGGAGCAACUGCCAAAGGAUGCAGUCAUCAUAACAGAGGAUCAGGCGCUGCGUUACCAGUGGAAGAUAAUUACGUCCUGGGACAAGAUUGGAGACGUUUGGUCGCUGCGCUAUGCGCCCGGCAUACUCAGCGUCAUGGCGGCUGCCACGGGUGCCUACAUCAAUAACCAUUAUCGCACUUGCUUACGGCUUGGGGCAAAUGGACGUUUGUCAAGUUAUUUGCCAAUUGUUGCUGUGCCUGCGAUAUUUACUAUGUUGAGUCACAAGUUCUUCAUACAGCGACCAAUACUUCUGGAUCCCCUGGGCGAGUGUCCUGUUUGCAAGCAGGUGCGCAGCGCCGCCUUCCAAUCGGCUUUGGGAGUGGUUUAUCCCACUAUUUUGGCACCAUUUGCUGCAUUUAUGUUUGCCACCAGAUGCUACACUUACCGGCUGCCAUCAAUAACGGAGAAUCCUCGGGAUGUUUUUAUGCUAUAUCGGAAGCUCACGCGUCCCAUUAUUCCCGCUCUGAGCACCAUAAUUGCCAUACAGGCGUUUGUGACGAUGUAUUUGACGGGUCAGGAGGAAAAGCAGAACUUUAAUUUGAUGCUUCGCAUGAAGGAAAUCGAGCACAGACUCGAACAGCAAGAUAUACCACAACGAAUCGAUUUUUAAGACAAAACAUGUAUAAAAGCAAUAAAUGUAUAUGGGUUGUUAUCUGCGUAAAUA